AUGACUGUGGAUGAAUUUGAUCCUCUGAUCACCAGUGUUGCGAGGCAGGCGUCGACUGGACAGGUCCUCCGUCUGCCAUGGCACACUCGGCCUAUUGCUUUGGGGUCAUUCUUCAAUGUGAAAACGGCAUCAAAAUCAAAGCUUGACCCGUUCUCGCGUGAGUCCGCCUUCGACGUCGAGUCACUGCGCAAAUCACACAUCAACUUUGAGCCAUUUGACGGCGACGCGUCUUACAAGUCCAGUGAAUCUACAUCUUCAUCAACCUCUGCUGAUCAUCUCAGCGUUGGUGUUGGGGUUGGGAUAUCUUGUUUUGUUGUCUCUGCGAGUGUCUCUUGGUUCUUGCAUCAGGCUUCAAAAACAUCAGUCAUGACAACUUACCGAGCUGGGUCCGUUACCUUCACACGGCCCCCAAAGCUAUCGGAAGGCGCCUUGCAAACUCUCAAGUACAAUGGCGGACUGACCGCCUUCAAGGAACGUUGGGGUGACUACUACGUCGCGGGUUACAGAAUCGGUGGCGAUGCUGGUGUCAUGAUGAGUCUUGGCUCCAGCAGCAAGACUGUCUCUGAAAGUAUCACAAUUUGUAUCAAAGUCGAAAUCUUGUUCUUUUCUUUUGAGGAUAGCUGGUCCAAAAGCUGGUCGUCGGCGGAAUCAGACCUGCGAGUCACCUUGUCUUGUUUCUCAACGGUUGAACAAGCCAAGAUCCAAGAACAGCGACAGAUGGGGGAUCCGAAGCUGUACAGUUUCAUUCAAGAAGCUCGGGGUAUACACAACCGAGCCCAAGGGUUGGUCGAUACUAUACAGCGGAAACUUGAUCAUCUUGGGAUUUCGAAGGAUAAACAUGUCACUACAGAGCAAUGUGUGGGACUAUGUCAGUCCGGUGUGGUGGUGGAGUUAUUGUUGUUUCCGGUUGAGAGUCUUAGGGAGUUGCAGUAUUGGAAAACUGACCAGAAUGUGAUUUGUAUGUAA
Molecule: messenger RNA, 966 nt
Organism: Fusarium graminearum PH-1
Lineage: Eukaryota; Fungi; Ascomycota; Sordariomycetes; Hypocreales; Nectriaceae
Exons: 2
Coding region: 1-966 (321 amino acids)
Source: RefSeq, a predicted model, not a curated record